UAUCCAAAGAGAAGAAGAGAGAUAAAAAUGGAGGUUUCAAAAAUACUUCAUAUGAAUUCAGGAGUUGGAGAAAAAAGCUAUGCCAAAAACUCCUUACUUCAGCGAAAGGCAAUAUCCAUAGCGUGGCCAAUCAUAAAGGAAGCCAUCGAAGACUUGUGCAGUACUCUGAACAUUCCAACCACUUUAACAAUAGCAGACUUGGGAUGUUCUUCAGGACCAAAUACCCUUAUGAUUGUCUCCAAAUUAAUCAAACAAAUUGAACUAUUUCACAAAGACCAUAAUAAACCAUUCCAAUAUCAAAUCUUCCUCAACGAUCUCCCUACGAAUGAUUUCAAUGUCAUUUUUAGAUCAUUGUCAAAUUUUUUGGGAGAUUUGAAGACCGAAAUUGGAGCUGAUUUUGGAGAUUGUUUCUUCAAUGGGGUGCCAGGUUCUUUUUAUGGCAGGCUUUUCCCCAAAAACACCUUGCAUUUUGUUCAUUCUUCUUACAGUCUUCAGUGGCUUUCUCAGGUUCCUAAAAGAAUGGAGAUAAUGAAUAAAGGGAAUAUAUUCAUAGACAGUACAAGUCCAAAGGAUGUGAUUGAAGGAUAUUAUAGGCAAUUUCAAAAGGAUUUUUCACUUUUUUUAAAGUGUCGUGGAGAAGAAGUAAUAGCUGGUGGACGCAUGGUUCUUACAAUACUAGGAAGAAGAGAUGAAUAUCCAUCAAACAAUGACUAUUGUCAUGCUUUUACACUUUUGAAUAUGGCUCUCAAUAACAUGGUUGAUGAGGGGAUUGUGGAAGAGGAGAAAGUUCAUAGGUUCAAUAUCCCAAACUUCAUGCCAUGUCCAGAGGAAGUCAGAGCAGAGGUUUUAGAAGAAGGAAGUUUCAUCAUCAAUGAACUUGGAGUCUCAAGAAUUGAUUGGGAUUUCUACAAUACUGAAUUUGAUGGAUCAAACGUGUAUGUUGAUAGCAGUUAUAAUAUUGCAAAAUGCAUUAGAUCUGUGACUGAAUCACUUAUGAUUCCUCAUUUUGGAGAAGCCAUUGUGGAAGAAGUAUUUCAAAGGUAUAGAAAAAUUGUUAGGAAUGAGAUGUCCAAGAAAAAGAUUGAAUUUACAAACCUCACUAUUUCCCUUACUAAAAUAUAAAAUGAUGGGAAACAAAAGAUGAUACUAUGUGUUAUUUGGUUGUAUGAAGACAUGCUUGUAAAAGGAAUAGUGUAGCUAUUGUUAAAUUAUCAAGUCAGCCACAAUUUACCUGGAUUAAUUAGAAGAUUAAUGCAAACUUUUAAAAGAAUUGGAAAAUGUAUUUAUGUUAUUAUUGUUAUUAAUUUUGUAUGAAAAUUUAUGUCAGUUGAGCUAGGUCCAAAUUGACAUAUUUAUGUAUU
Messenger RNA from Benincasa hispida (wax gourd), 1361 nucleotides. RefSeq names its product salicylate carboxymethyltransferase-like. Gene Ontology annotation, molecular function: methyltransferase activity. The record is from RefSeq and is a predicted model, not a curated record. Lineage: Eukaryota; Viridiplantae; Streptophyta; Magnoliopsida; Cucurbitales; Cucurbitaceae.